Molecule: messenger RNA, 1288 nt
Organism: Bombus huntii
Lineage: Eukaryota; Metazoa; Arthropoda; Insecta; Hymenoptera; Apidae
Gene: RfC3
Product: replication factor C subunit 5
Exons: 8
Coding region: 129-1118 (329 amino acids)
Biological process (GO): DNA-templated DNA replication; DNA repair
Cellular component (GO): nucleus; DNA replication factor C complex
Molecular function (GO): ATP binding; DNA binding; DNA clamp loader activity
Source: RefSeq, a predicted model, not a curated record
CAAAUAAAGAAAUGGCGCAUUUUCGUUACUCGCAACCGGCAUUGAUCAAAUGAGCGCCAAAACCUAUGUAGAUUCUAACCUUUUAGGUAACUUUUCAAAGUUUCUCAUACAAGUUCGAAUUAUAAACUAUGACAGAGAAACCUACUCAAACCACCAAUUUACCAUGGGUGGAAAAGUAUCGACCGAAAAAAUUAGAUGAUUUGAUAUCUCACGAGGAAAUUAUCAAAACUAUAAAUAAAUUCAUUGAUGAAAAUCAGCUUCCUCAUCUCCUUUUUUAUGGGCCUCCUGGUACAGGGAAAACAAGUACAAUACUUGCUUGUGCACGUAAAUUAUAUACACCAGCCCAAUUUAAUUCAAUGGUAUUAGAAAUGAAUGCUUCAGAUGAUAGAGGUAUUGGUAUAGUUAGAGGACAGAUCCUUAGCUUUGCAAGUACAGGCACAAUGUACAGAUCUGGUUUUAAAUUAAUCAUCCUUGAUGAAGCUGAUGCUAUGACAAAGGAUGCCCAGAAUGCUCUUAGGAGAAUAAUAGAGAAGUACACAGACAAUGUAAGGUUUUGUAUUAUAUGUAAUUAUCUCAGUCAAAUUAUCCCUGCCCUUCAGUCUCGGUGCACUAAAUUUAGGUUUGGCCCAUUGUCUACAGACCAAAUUUUACCAAGGCUAGAUACCAUUAUUAAAGAAGAGAAUUUAAAUGUUUCGGAGGAUGGAAAACAAGCAUUGAUAACAUUGAGUGGAGGAGAUAUGAGGAAAGUUUUGAAUGUCCUCCAAAGUACUUCGCUUGCUUUCAGUGCAGUAACAGAAGAAAAUGUUUAUUCUUGUGUAGGACAUCCUCUUCCAAUUGAUAUAAAAAACAUCAUCAAUUGGUUGUUGAAUGAAUCAUAUGAAUUAUGUUAUUGUAAAAUACAAGACAUAAAACUAAAGAAAGGACUGGCAUUGCAGGAUAUAUUAACAGAACUGCAUCUGUUUGUAAAUAAAAUUGAAUUUCCAGAUUCCAUACUUAUCGAUUUAGUAAUUAAACUAGCCGAAAUAGAGAAAAGAGUAUCUAUUGGUUGUAGUGAAGCGGUACAAUUAAAUGCUCUCGUUUCAGCAUUUCAAAGAGCUCGCGAUAUCGAGAUUUCUUAGUGCGUACAACAUUUGAGGAUCGAAUUCUAUGAAUUGAGGUAAUAUCGAAUUUGAAGCACUAUAUCUUCGUAUAAAGAAUUUUAGAAUAAUACUUAAUUUGGUAAGAAUGUAUUAUUUACGAUUGUUACUAUGUAUAAUAAAGAAAAAAUUGAGAUUUUUAGAAAACCAUA